AUGUCUGGCCUCUUGCGAUCGAGUUCCCGGUCGUCCAGGUCCAGGACAUCCGCAUCGAAGGAGGACGCCGAACCGCUCUUCGUCGACCCAUCCCACGAUGCCACAUUUCUGUCUCUCAAGAAGCUGCUCUCUGCCCCGACCACAAGCACACAGCACCUGAGCCUCCUCUCGGAGAGCACUCUAUACGGCAGCAUCACAUACUAUCUCAGCAAGCUCGAGCUCGACCACGUCGCCGAGUUCGCGGGCGUCAUCAGCUCCAGCGGAUGCCUCUGGACCCCACCGCCCCCUGCAGGUCAGCCUCCCACCGCAGCUUCUGGGAAGGCUCCUACUCCCUCCUCGAACAGCGCAUCCAAAGUCACAUGGACCACGGAACCUGGCUCGCCAUCAAAUUCUAGCACCGGCGCCGCGAACGAGCGCAACUCGGCCCUUACCCCAAAGCCAGCGUCGCAAAGCUCGCUGAGCGCGUUUUUGAUUUCACGCUCCACCAGCAUAUCGCAAGCUGUCGCAGCAGCUCUGACCAAGCGCGUCGAUCUCAUCGUCCGUUCCAAGAAGAACUCCACCGGUUGGGCAUCCAGCACGGCCCUGUCGCAGUACCUAAGUGCUAUCGUCAAAGGGAUGGACGAAACCGAGAUCAAUGGAACUCCCGAAUCGUACCGAGCAGCCAAGGGUCUCCCCAUCCCUCGCUUCGCCGUAACUGGCGGUCUCCUCAACGCUCUUCACGUACUCAAGGAUCAGCGUCGACGCACGCGCGACAUGUCCAUCCUCGAGGAGAUGGCCGCUGUUCGGGCCAAUCCUUCGCUCGGUCUCAGCGUGCGUCGCCAUCUGAACACCAUCGAGGAUGAGUGGAUCGUUGCUCUUGCCGAAAUCCUCGAUCAUCUCCACGGACCCACGACAUCCGCAGCUCUUGGUGGCGGUGAGAUCGUCCCCAGCGAAGCAAAGACGGACGCCACUAGUGACGAGGAUCAGGGCGUAGACGACUGGGAGGUCGAAUUCCGAAAACGCACCGCAGAGGUUGCCGGACCUGCUGGCAUCACCGCACUUGCCUCAAAGCGGGCUCUGCGUGCCGGUCUGCGCGACGUUCGCGACGUUCCACUCUACAUGGCCGCGCAGCUUGCACCUUUCGUGCCCGACCGAAAGAUCCAUGCGCUCGACCCAGUGCAACUCGCCUCGGCGACGAGCGAUGCCAUCUUGUCCCUCUUUGAAGGUGCUGAUGGUUCGACCUUCCUGUCUGAUCUUGCUCAGGAUGUAAGCAGUGCGGAGAACGGCGACCAGGAAGCCAGUCAAAUCCACUUGACCCCCGACGGCAGCACCGCGAGGUCCGUCCAGCAUGUCGUUGACUCGACGCUUUUCUCCGUGCUGGGACCUCUAUCGAAGCUCAUGUCGCGGGCGCUUGCCAAAGCUGUCACCUCCCUUACGCCCGCACAGCUCUCGUCGAUGCUCCUCGGAACGUCGGAUGCAGCAUUGGAGCCGCAGACUGGCGAGGUGGAAUUUUUCCCGGUGCUUGUGCGCAUGUCGCGCCUCUCAUCGCGUUUGGAAGCAGCCUGGCUCUCGAGCCCGCUCGCGGGCGCAGACGAGGCUCAGAUCGCCGAGACGAGCCGACAGCUCACCAAACAGAUGUGGACCGUGUUCAAAACGCUCCUCUUCAGCUACACCAUGGUCUUUGAUUCCAUGAUGGACGCGCUCGUCGACAUGUGCCCCAGCCCGACUCUCACCAUCCCGCCCGCGCUUGAACCUGAGCCCGAGGAAGGUGCGGGCAUCGCGUUGCAGGGCCACCAACGAAAAUGGCCUCGCGCAUCGACAUCGAAUCUGCCCGCACCUUAUCUGCUGCUCGUUCAGCUCAUGCUGGCAACAUUUUCGCAUCUCUACUGGAUCACUAGCACUUUCGGCGCGGACGGCUUUGACGUCUACCGCAAGGUCUUCUAUUCCGCACUCGACAUCCUCGGUCGAGACGGCGAGGCGUGCAUCCAGCUGCUGGAGCUCAUCGCGCCCGUGUCGCCCGAUCCGACCGAUCCCUCCACCUCGACGGACGGUCUGGAGAUGAAUGCAUCCAAACGAAGUUCCACUACCUACUUCCUCAACGUUGCGGAGCAGCUGAUCGCCGUUCUUCCGGACGAAGUGGUCGAACAGCUCAUCCUGCCCAUCUGCCGUCCGUACCUGGAGAACACUCGCUUCAGCGACACGUUCGAGUCGGCCCACUCGGUGGUGCUGGCGCUCUACUCGAACCACAAGCGAUGCAUCCUCAAUCUGGCGCCUUUCUACGUGGAGUUGCUCAUCGCAAGCUAUCCGAAGCGUCUCACGUCGGUGCAGCUGGAAUACGCCAUGUCCACCGUCGUCUCCGCCAUCAGCGAUCGCAGCGACUCCGUCGCAUGGUGGGUCAUCACGAAGCUCGCCGAUGAGAUCGACAGGGAGCGCAUGGGAGCUGCAUCGUCUUCAUCCGAUGGCGACUCUCGCAAGGAACAGAUUCAAGCUGGCGGAUACGCCGAGUCGAACGGAGCGACGAAGCAGGAUGUAGCAGAUGCUACCGCGGGCAGCGCUUCGUCCCACCCUUCCUCGAUCAAUUCCACCGCCCUUGCCGGUGACGACGCUGAAGCCAGUGUUGACACGUACGACCGCUUGACGCACUUGCAGAUGUGCCUGAUCAGCUGCAUUCCGAGCGUCAACCUCGUGCUGCUCCGAUCCGCCCUCAAGAAGGUGGAGACGUAUAUUGCGCAACAAAAGCAGCAGGAAGAGGGACACGGCUCGGAGACAGCCCUCUCGGCGUCCGCCGAGGGAUCGACCGGAGGCAGCCGAUCGGCCUUGUGCCAAAAGACGUUUGACGCAAUCCAGGCGCUCAACGCAGCCACAAGGGAGGAGGGACUCCGAUGGUGGCUCGACAACAGGGUCCAAUUCGGCGUGUAG
This is a messenger RNA of Moesziomyces aphidis, 2898 nucleotides long. NCBI's taxonomy places the organism in Eukaryota, Fungi, Basidiomycota, Ustilaginomycetes, Ustilaginales, Ustilaginaceae. The record is from the annotation of a GenBank genome assembly.